AAUCCAUUGACCUCACACCAAAGUAUCCAAGACGACGCGGUAUACCGUCAAUUCCAGUCCCCAUCUGCGACAGAAUCGUCCUCCUAUAUUGGACCGAAGCUGACCGUGUCCGUCGCGCGUAGGAAUCGUCAAGAUGUCGAGACCAAUGCACAAAUGGGAGGCUGCACGCUGCAAGAUGAGGACUGAUCCCUCCGCCUGGUUCAGAGACUCACCCAUCGAAAAUCGGGAUCUUGAUCUUCUCAAUGCAUACCCGGUCUCGUUCGUUGAUUACGAUAAGACCUCCUUCCUUCGCAAAGUUUAUCAUAUGAAAGCCGGAGAGAAAUGGAAGCAAACUGAAUGGCAGGUUGAAGAGGAUGUCGAGUGCAAACAGAUGAUUGCCUCGGCUGGUGGCAAGCUGGUCGGAUUCGACUUCCCACCUUCCGACAAAACUCAUUGGGCAUUCAUGACUAUCAAUGUCAGUAUCACCGCUCCACCAGGCCAAGGCUUCGAAUGGGGCUUUUUAUCCACGACCCCAACCAACAUCCGCAUCUUCAAAGGACCCGCCUCUACCUGCGACCUGCAUCCUUGGGAUGCAAUGAUCUUGAGAGACUGCACCACCAACACCAGUGUUCUGAAUACUAUUGGUAAGGUUGCCCGGCGUAAGUGGGACAUUCUGUUGAUGAAGUGUUGUGAGGACUUUGAUCACCCCUGGGUUGUUACCACGGUUUUGGACGCCGGCGCGUUCGAUCCGAAGACCUCCCACCGCUGCCUCGAUACGUCUGUCUGCGGUUGUAUUUUUAAGCAUUGAUGGAAGAUGUAGUUGCAGAUGAAUAUCGCGU
Molecule: messenger RNA, 818 nt
Organism: Cadophora gregata
Lineage: Eukaryota; Fungi; Ascomycota; Leotiomycetes; Helotiales; Ploettnerulaceae
Exons: 4
Coding region: 134-787 (217 amino acids)
Source: RefSeq, a predicted model, not a curated record